AUGCAGCAGUUUGUCAAGAUGACAGAGGCGCCGGCGCAGGUCAAUCAACAGCUGCCGGAAAACACCUUCCCGUGCGAAAGCACAGCUGGAAGGUAG
Molecule: messenger RNA, 96 nt
Organism: Phytophthora nicotianae INRA-310
Lineage: Eukaryota; Oomycota; Peronosporomycetes; Peronosporales; Peronosporaceae
Exons: 1
Coding region: 1-96 (31 amino acids)
Source: RefSeq, a predicted model, not a curated record